Mastomys coucha (southern multimammate mouse) is the source of this 11365-nucleotide messenger RNA. RefSeq names its product extracellular leucine rich repeat and fibronectin type III domain containing 2 (gene Elfn2). Lineage: Eukaryota; Metazoa; Chordata; Mammalia; Rodentia; Muridae. The record is from RefSeq and is a predicted model, not a curated record. The transcript is spliced from 2 exons. Gene Ontology annotation, molecular function: protein binding. The coding region runs from base 4353 to 6821 and encodes 822 amino acids. Gene Ontology annotation, cellular component: plasma membrane.
GACAUGGGGUUGGGCAUCCCAGAAGCCCUGUGGGGCUAGCGAAGGAGAUGUUAGGGUGUGAGCUCAGAGAAGGUGAGAGGGUUGGAGGGUGUGAGCUAUGUCUGGGGCAGUGGCAGCCAUGAUGGGCCGUUGAGGAGGGAGCCAGGGACACAUAUCUUGCGUUGUCUCAACCUUCUCCUUCCCCUGUCUCUGGAACUCCCAUAGAAUCAGCAGCCAUAUAGUUAGUGUGGCAUCUGUGUUGUGCUGGGCAUGUCAUGGUUAGUCUUUACUCCUACCCACAGAGGUGGGCAUUUGUGGGCCCAGUUCACAGUGUAGCAGUGCACCAGACCCACUCCAACAUUGACCCCAACCCACCAAUGCUGCUACCAUUUCCUCUCUUUGAGAGGGUCUGCACUCUGGGUGGCUCUGCCAUCCUGUCUACCCCAGUGCCCUGAGCUAUCCCCAAGAGCCGUGGCAGGAAGAUACCCAGAUGCCACUUAGUUAGGCUGUGGCUCGACAGCCACCCCAGAGACCAUCAUAGUGGUUUCUGAGGCUCGGGGUUCAAGGGUAGAUGCAGGGAAUGACAGCUUGGCCUGGGAUCCUGUCUCCGUAGCAGCAGCUAAGGCUUCCGGGAUGUUGAACUGUGGAGAAGCUCUUCCCCAGCAGCCUCAGCAGAGAGUGCAAAGGACUCAGACCUCAGACUGGGCUCCAGUCUGGGUGUCACCUUGCAUGACUGUGUGAGACCAUUAGCCACUCUGAGCCUCGGUUUCUUUAUUUGCUCACGGGAGGGCUGGUUCUCCUCUCCACUGAACACCUACUGAGGACUGGUGUCGACUGGGCUGGUGGGGGCCUUCCUUGGGGAACUGAAUCUAAGGAUUCUGCUAGGAAUGGAGAAGGACAAAGCCCAGGGGCCGCAGGGACUUGUAAGGGACCCCCCAACCAGAUGAGGAGAGCAGGCUCCAGCUCCCAGAGGGCCACAGGGGCGCUGGGCUGUGGGUGUGCUGGAAUUUCCCCCAUCAGCAUCAGCCAGGAGCCAGGAAAGCUCUGUGUUCUAGCUGUUCUCCCUCUGCCGGGAGGAGGAGAGAUGUGAUAGGUCGGUAAAGCUUGGAGGCCGACCACUCAGGAUGCUGCGGGAGUGGAGCCCAGCAGGACCAGUGGUGUUGGUGGGCAGGAAGAUCCCUCAGGUGGGGAGCUGUAGAGAAGUCAGACAGGGUGUGUGGGGGCGGGGAAGAGUGUUUGUCCUUUUAGAUGUUAGGGAGGAGACAGGCAGUGGGGACGGGCUGUUGGGGAGGCCAGGAAGGUGAUGGUGGGCACCACAGGGCAUCUAUUAGGAACCGCAGAGAGGACCAAGAUGUACUCUGGGGGCAGGAGGCAGGCUUGGGAGGAGCAGCAAGCUGGGGGUGGUACCCCAGGGAAGCCUCUGAGGACAGGGACGCUGGGGAAAAGCCAGCCACGCAGUUCCUCAGACUGGGAUGGCUGAGCUCCCCUCUGCCUGCCGUGUUUUCAGAGAGGGAGGCAUAAUGGAUGUCAAGUCACGGGUGGCAAGAGGCCCCUGAGGAUCAGUGAAGGCAGACCGUCAGCUCAGCCCUAGAAAGGGGAGGCUGCAGAGGGAGGAAGGUGUUUGGAAUGGAGUAGAGCAUUUGCAUGCGUAACAGGGCUGGGGCGAGGGAGAGAGGAAGUGGUAGAGAGAUGAAAGGAAAUUACCAUACAUCAGGAUCUUGUUAUUCAACCUAAUUUUCAAAGGGGCACAGCUGUCGCGCUGAGAUAAUCCGUUAAUUAUAACAGCCAUUGUGUUUUGGCAAUGGGAGAGAAACCGAGGCUGGGUUAUAGGCUUGAAGGCUGGGGUAGGAAAGAGCCUUUGAGGGACCAGGACCUCAGAGAGGGGCCAGGGAGAGAGGCAGAGUGGGGUGCUGGGCUCUCAGGACCAGAGGAAAGAGCAGGACAGGGACCAGGCCGCAGGCUCUGCACAGCCACUGUCAGCGUGGAGGUGAUGAGGCCUGCCGCUCGCCAGUUGGCAUUAUUGCUCCCGGAGCCAGCCUCCAGAACCUUCUGGAAUAGUUAACUUUAUUGAGCAGUUACUAUGUGCCAUACCCUGCUCCCUCUAAGCUGUCCCCUAUAGUGAGAGCCUUUCCUGACCCCUUUUAUUUCAGAAGAGGAAACCCCAGGAAGAUAGUUUACCAGAACUACCAAGUGAGGUAGCUUGGCAGACCCCUAUGUGAUCAGAAAGAAUGGCCCUGACCAUCCAGGGUAGCCUGAGAGAGCGACAGGACCCACUGAGUGGAUAGUUUAAGGCAUGUCAUCACCGUGGUCACGGGUGGCCCUCCCCCAGUGGUGUUUCCAGGGCCCUGGGUACUGACAGAGCCUCCUUGUUCUCUGGGCUGCAGCUGCAGGCCCCCUGCGGCCUCCAUGGCAGCCUUCAGGCUGGCCCCCAACUCCCAGAUCAACUACCUUCAGGGCUAGGAGAGGGCGUUCCACACCAUCUCAGGUGGCACCCCUGAUGGCCUUUGCCACUACCUGCCUGGAAGUAGGAAGGAGACAGACAGCUGGGAGGAAUUCUUAGCCCCAGCCUUGGGUGGCGCUAAGAGUCCAGAGGCACCUGGAUGCUGGGGUCUGGGAGAGGCAGGUGGGAGGCAGUGAGUUGUGGGAGGGAACCCUGGCUGUCUAGGAUCCCCCAGCCAUUUGGUCCAAACUUGGCUCAGGAGUCAGACUUAGGCCCGAUGUCUGUGCAGCUCUGAGCAGGAACUCAACAGAGGCCAGCUGGGAGAGUAGGAAGCUGGUUCUGAAAGUUCAGCUGGAACCCCCCCACCCCCGUCUGACCCAGAAACCCAGGUAGCACUGUGGAGGGCAGGUGAGAAGCAGAGGUCCUCAGAGGAGGGCAGCCGGUGUGGGGCGCUCUGUGAAGAGCUCCCUGCUAAAAGCCAAGGGGAGGAGCCAGGAGUACACAGGACAGUUUAAAGUCCUGGAGAGUGGAUGACUCCCAGCCCAGCCCAGAUUCAGUAGACUGGUAGGACCAAAGAGCCACAUAUAUAUAUUCUGGAACCCUAGACUCAUCAUCGGAGACUCCCCAAAUGAUACAUACCCCACGCUGCUGAUGUCUUAGAGUUCUGAGACCCAGAACCACUGUGGGGCGGAGUGGUAUCUGGUGGGGAGGGAGGUAAAGGUCCUACUGUGUGAGCUAGGAGCAGCCUGCUGGUGGGUUCCCAUGCAAGCUGGUGUUUCUGCCCCAACUUCGAGAGUCCCUGACUUGUUUGCCUCAUCAUCAACAGUGCCCAGGGAUCAGGGCACCGGUCAGGAAGGACCGUGCCUCCUGUUCUUUCCUAUAGCAGGCAGAACCAUGGUUUACCUGGUUGUCCAUGGAUGCUAUUGGAUUCCAGAAACAGGGAUGCUUUAAAGAGGAACGCUCCCAAGCUUUCCACAUUGCUAGCCAGCUAAAAACAAAAUUUAAUUACUGUCCAGAUGAAGCAGGGUCCCUUGGCGUUGCAUGAGUCAGAGCCUGAGACCAAGGAGGAGGCAGCCACUGCAUAGCAGCUGGAGAACUGGUCCCCUCCUCUGCAUAGCGGGGCUCAGGACAGCACAGGCUCACAGGCCUGCUUCCUGGGAUGAGUGACCGUCCCAGAAAGCUUCCAGGCCCAGGUGAUACCUUUUCUGCCUAUGUAUUCCCCCGACAGGCCAGGAUGCCCCAGUGGGCUACACGCUCCAACCUGGAGCCUUCGCUUCUCCCCAGAGGUCCCCUGACAUACUGCCCUGCCUUGGAACGACCCUAAGGAUAUUGGAAAGCAGGAAAAUGCCCACCCUUGGGACCCUGGAGGAGGAGCAGACUGCAGGUAGAACCGAGAGGGUGGGCCUAGCCGGUGCCUGGUACAUAGUAGGUGUUCCAUAAAUGUUUAUUGAAUGAAUGAAUGGAGGCCAUGCAGGCAGAGGCAGCGUGCGCGCGCAGGCACUGUGCAAGAGCGGGUCCAGUGGAGACCGGAACAGAUGGGCUUCUUUCUGUCUCCAUCUUGCUCAGCAUCCCUCUGUGUUGCACUCCUGGUUCCUGUGGGAACUGCUUGAAGGUCUGAGCCUGGAACCCAAGAGGAAGGGGAAGGAAGAGGAGGAGGAGGAAGAAGAAGACUGCAAAACCUGAAAACCUGCCUACCUUUCCAGCCGGAACCUGGAGUCCCAACAACGCCCACUGCCUGCUCGGAGCCCCUCAGAGCAGCAGGUGCCAGCAGCUGUGUCCGACCUGCCCGAGGCCCCUGUGCUGGGGAUCACCCCCAAGAUGGUGGUGGCUCUGGGGAGGACUGUGCUCCCGACCCCAGCUUCUGGCUGCUAGGUCCCUCUGUGCUCCGGCCCUUCACCCCAGCUGGGCCUCUAAAGGGCCCGACGCCUGGGCCAUGCUGCGUCUGGGGCUGUGUGCGGCAGCGCUGCUGUGUGUGUGCCAGCCAGGGGCUGUGCACGCUGACUGCUGGCUCAUCGAGGGGGACAAGGGCUAUGUGUGGCUGGCCAUCUGCAGCCAGAACCAGCCACCAUAUGAGACCAUCCCUCAGCAUAUCAACAGCACCGUGCAUGACCUGCGGCUCAAUGAAAACAAACUCAAGGCUGUGCUCUACUCUUCGCUCAACCGCUUCGGGAACCUCACGGACCUCAACCUCACCAAGAACGAGAUUUCCUAUAUCGAGGAUGGUGCCUUCUUGGGCCAGACGAGCCUGCAGGUCCUGCAGCUGGGCUACAACCGGCUCAGCAACCUGACUGAGGGCAUGCUGCGUGGCAUGAGCCGCCUGCAGUUCCUCUUUGUCCAGCACAACCUCAUUGAGGUGGUGACGCCCACCGCCUUCUCCGAGUGCCCCAGCCUCAUCAGCAUCGACCUGUCCUCCAACCGCCUCAGCCGUCUAGAUGGCGCCACCUUCGCCAGCCUGGGCAGCUUGAUGGUAUGCGAGUUGGCUGGCAACCCCUUCAACUGUGAGUGUGACCUCUUCGGCUUCCUGGCUUGGCUUGUGGUCUUCAACAAUGUCACCAAGAACUAUGACCGCCUGCAGUGUGAGUCACCAAGGGAGUUUGCUGGUUACCCACUGCUUGUGCCCCGACCUUACCACAGCCUCAAUGCCAUCACUGUCCUGCAGGCCAAGUGUCGCAAUGGCUCCAUGCCUGCCCGGCCUGUGAGUCACCCCACACCCUAUUCCACGGAUGCGCAGAGGGAGCCUGACGAGAACUCAGGCUUCAAUCCCGAUGAGAUCCUCUCAGUGGAGCCGCCGGCCUCGUCCACCACGGAUGCAUCUGCUGGGCCGGCCAUCAAGCUGCACCAAGUCACCUUCACCUCUGCUACCCUGGUUGUCAUCAUCCCCCAUCCUUACAGCAAGAUGUACGUUCUGGUCCAGUACAACAACAGCUACUUCUCCGACGUCAUGACACUCAAGAACAAGAAAGAGAUUGUGACGCUGGACAAGCUGCGAGCGCACACUGAGUACACCUUCUGUGUCACCUCACUGCGCAACAGCCGCCGCUUCAACCACACCUGUCUGACCUUCACCACUCGGGACCUUGUGCCUGGGGAUCUGGCCCCCAGCACCUCCACCACCACGCACUACAUCAUGACCAUCCUGGGCUGCCUCUUCGGCAUGGUCAUCGUACUGGGAGCUGUCUAUUACUGCCUGCGCAAGCGGCGCAUGCAAGAGGAGAAGCAGAAGUCGGUCAAUGUCAAGAAAACCAUCUUAGAGAUGCGCUAUGGCGCCGAUGUAGAUGCUGGUUCCAUAGUGCACGCUGCGCAAAAGUUGGGUGAGCCACCGGUACUGCCUGUGGCCAGAAUGUCCUCUAUUCCCUCCAUGAUUGGGGAGAAACUGCCUGCCUCCAAGGGUCUGGAGGCCGGGCUAGACACACCCAAGGUGGCUACCAAAGGCAACUAUAUUGAGGUGCGCACAGGUGCUGCGGGGGACAGCCUGGCCCGGCCUGAGGAAGAGCUCCCAGAAAUAGAAAAUGGCCAGGGCUCAGCUGCUGAGAUCUCUACCAUUGCCAAGGAAGUAGACAAGGUUAACCAGAUCAUUAACAAUUGCAUCGAUGCUCUCAAGCUGGAUUCAGCCUCUUUCCUUGGGGGUGGCGGCAGCGGUGGUGGCGGGGACUCUGAUCUGGCCUUCGAGUGCCAGUCCCUCCCUGCAGCUCCUGCUGCCCCCUCAGCUGCCACUCCUGGGGCACUGGAGCGGCCUAGCUUCCUGUCACCCCCCUACAAGGAGAGCUCCCACCAUCCUCUGCAGCGCCAGCUGAGUGCCGACGCUGCGGUGACCCGCAAGACCUGCAGCGUGUCAUCCAGUGGCUCCAUCAAGAGUGCCAAGGUCUUCAGUCUGGAUGUGCCAGACCACCCAACCCCCACGGGACUGGCCAAGAGCGACUCCAAGUACAUCGAGAAAGGCAGUCCCCUCAACAGCCCUCUGGACCGGCUUCCACUGGUGCCCACUGGCAGCAGUGGAAGCAGUGGUGGGGGUGGUGGCAUUCACCACCUGGAAGUGAAGCCGGCCUACCACUGCAGUGAGCACCGGCAUAGCUUCCCUGCUCUCUACUAUGAGGAGGGUGCAGACAGCCUGAGCCAGCGCGUAUCCUUCCUCAAGCCACUGACCCGCUCUAAGCGAGACUCCACCUAUUCGCAGCUCUCCCCCAGACAUUACUACUCAGGGUAUUCCUCUAGCCCUGAGUACUCGUCUGAGAGCACACAUAAGAUCUGGGAGCGCUUCCGGCCCUACAAGAAACACCAUCGUGAGGAGGUAUACAUGGCUGCUGGCCAUGCCCUGCGUAAGAAGGUCCAGUUCGCCAAGGAUGAGGACCUGCAUGACAUCCUUGAUUACUGGAAGGGGGUCUCAGCCCAGCAGAAGCUGUGACCCUCUCCUCCCCCACCGGUGAGGUGGUGGGGAGGAGGGCAGGGGUACUUGGGGGAAGGGCCCCCCAACAGGGUGGCCGGGAGGCGGGGGACAGGCCAAGGAGCCUGGGGCCAAGGGGCCCGGGCCUAGGAGUGGACGCACAUGCACACCCGCACACACGCACCCACACACACACUUGACCACCACCUGACUGUGAAGUAACCAACACCCAAUAAUAACGGACAGGAAAACAAACAUUUUCCUUAAAGUUUACAACCUGCUACUGACACCAGUUGUCUCUACUGUGCUGCCCAAGGGACUUCUUGCUGGGCUGGGGAAAGAGGCCAGAGAGGGUGUGGGGCCUGAGACUCAGGCGGGUUUGGUGGCAAAAGAGAUUUGGGUAGAAGCAAACCAUAGGCCUCUCGUUCAGGGAGGCUAGCCUCCAAGCUAGGGAGCAUUUCCCUUGGAGACGUAGCAACAUGUGAACAUUGGGCAUCCUCUCCUCCCAUUAGGGAUGGCCCAGAGAAAGGAAAAGAAGCCCCAGGGGUCUCUGAGGCUACAGGUUUCAGCUCUGUCUCCCAGCUUCCUGGCCCAGUGCUGGCCCCGCCUCCAGCUGCUCCUCUGGGCUCUGCCCCCUUCAUCUGCUACUCCUUCCAAAGUUGUGGUCUCAGGGGUCUAGGGACUAAAGCAGGCGGGUGCUUUUCUUCUUUAGAAAGUCCAGGGGCAUCUACAAGGUGAAAGGCUAUGGUCCCUAGCCCUGGGUGGCCAAGAGUAAGCAAUGUCCUGCUGACCAGAUGGAAGCAGAGGCAAAGGGUGCCACCAGCCCCCUUCAAGUGUCUUCCAAGUAGCCCUGGGGAGCUGCCUGGGUGUGGGGUGGUGGGUAGACCUGCUCCCCACUGGUAUCUCAGGUGUAGGCCCCCAUGCCACAGCCCCUAGUUUCUCUGGGUCUCCUGGGCUCCUACCCACCACAGAGAGUCAACAGUGAAUGACUAGGCCUGGGGCCAGUGGGGAGAUGAUGUAGAAUGUGGGGAUCCCUCCCUGCACCCUGCACCCCAUUUGCCUGGCUCCUACUGUGUGCAGCAUCUUGGCCUGCUGGGAAGGCAUCUGCCCCACCCCACCCUGUCUUAUCCCUGGGCUAGAGGGGGGGGGCUCCCAUGUUUCCAUGGAAAUGCCCACAGUCCUCUUGCUGACCCACUCCCAACACCAAUCAAAGCACAAACAGUGAGGUGCCUCCUACUGCCCCGUCAGGGAGCAGGCCAGGUUCCUGGCCCCUCCCUUUCCCUAGCUAGUCCGUUGCCACGGCAACCCAGAGCCUGGCAGUUGGUGCCCAGAGGACCAACUGACCGACCGUUGGGCUCUGGACUCCUCUCAGUGUGGGUGGUGGCAGAGGGGGGUAAAGGAGGCCUAGCCAGGUGGCAGCUUUCUCAAGAGCCAAGAGCUUCUGGGGACAAGCUCUAGAGGCUGUUCUGGAGUCUCGAGACGAGGCUAAGGCAUUGCCUUUUGCCUUUGAGUGGGCAGUGGGUCUGUGGGGCAUUGGGACAGCUGUACCGGGCAGUUCUGCCCUCUGCCCGUGUGCCCUUUAGCUUCCCAUUGAGAUAGAAGGAGCCUUCUCAGCUCGAGCCCAACUUCCAGAGACUCCUUCAUUCCUGUUGCUCUUUUGGGCUUCAUGAGAGCAGAGAGUGUGACUGUGGAGUGAGGAGGGUGGUGGGUGAGAGGCAUCUCACUUGACCUGUGAGGGCUCUGACCAGGAAAGUUAGGGCUAUCCUUGUGGGUGGGGUAUAGGGAAGGACCAGGGUGGGGAGACUUGACUGAACACCUCUAUCCCAUCGACUUCGGGGUGGGCUGAGCCCAGGGCUCACUCAGGGGUGACAUUUGCAAAAAAUAAAAAUAAAAAAUAAAUAAAUAAAAAAGACUGUUUUGGGGAGAGGAGGGGACUGGCCAGCCUGGAUGUGAAGAACAGAGCUCCCCUAGCCACAAACCUGCCCCUCACCCUACCCUAUACCCACUACCCUGAGAACAGCAGGCAGGCUGAGAGGCCGGGGGGCGUGAGCAAGCAGACCCCUGUUAUCUUUGCAUGACGAUUUUACUGUAUUUUUCUGAGCAAACAUCUGUCGUGUAUGUGCCAGUUUGUCCAAACUCCCCUCCCCACCCCCAUCCCUCCGUGUGAUCCGAGCAGCUCUUGAAACCCAGGGAGGGCCAGCUCUGCAGAAGACCCAAAACAGGUGCCACCAACCUAGCCCUGCCCCAGACCCUUCUCGCAUCUUUCUGGGCAUUGGGCCCACAAGUGCUGCCUGCCUUCCUCCAUCUUUACAGCCCCUCCUUCCCCAUUCCCAUCUCCGUCCAGUACCACCUCUGCUUGUCUUCCCUCCUCUCCACCAGGGAAAGCAGUCUUAGAAGAGGCUUCUCAAGGCCAUAUUCUUGUGGAAGAGGCUGUGGAAGGAUCCCCACCGGCCUGCUUCCAUCUGGAAAGGAAGCUGGGGCCCCCCAAAAAGGCACCUGGCCAGCCACAUAGGAUGGGGAGGGCUGUCACACUGAGCACAGGAGGCUAAGAGCUUGGAGCUUCAUGGAGAGGCUUUGGGGCCCUUGCAGGAGGGGAGUGGGCCUUGCCAUGUCCAGGGAGACUCCCCACAGUGGAGUGGGCUCUGUCCCUAUUUGUUUUUAGCCAUCACUCUUGGUUGAAGGUAACUUAUAAACCUCAGAUGCCACUUCAGGGAGAUUUUAAAGAGAGGGUCCAUCUCAACAAUGGGGACCAGGCCAUGGGGACCUUUGAGACAGAGCAAGGAUCCAAGACUUAGAUACCUUCGUUGGGCAGGCCACCCAGUUGACCUGGCCCAUCCUGUAGGGUAGGCCCUAGGAGUUUCCUUCUUGGAUGUCCUUUGUGCUAUCUAAAAUGGCUCGUCCCUGGGCAGAAGUACAAUUGUCACAAAAUGACAAAUGGAUUCUUACACCCUGGAGCCAAGUGAGGCCCCUGGCAUUAUGAGUUCUGGGCUGAGACUUGGGGCAGGCGAUUAGGGGCACGGGGCAGGCAAUUAGGGGCACAGGGAGAAGAGGAACCCAGGGGAGUCAUCUGGGAGGCAUGCGGGUAGGAGGUCCUAACUGGGCUUCCCUGUCCUGGUAGAGGGCAGCCUGCCAGGCCUCUUUGUGGGACCGUGUGGCCUUCCCAAAAUAAGCUUAGGUCAGAAGGAAAAAUGCUUGUUUAGUCUUAGCAGGUUCAGGGAGCCUGGACCAGGUUCUCGAGUCUGUGGAAAGGUCCCCUGUCACCAAUGGCCCUUCAAUUCUGAGACACUCCCUCUUGAGUACAGAGCAGGGAGCUCUGGAACAAACAGAUGCAGGGCUGGAGGACUUACGUAGUGAGGUGGCCUGGGAGAGCCCACUUAGGAGAACCUGGAUAGUGCAGGGAGGGGAGGUAGCUAUUGAUGGUGCUGAUGUCUGGGGCUGGCCCAUGGCCCACCUCCAUGUUCCCGACUAGAAACUGCAUUUGCUCACAAUCCAGGAAAUGUAAGGAGUUGAAGUUGGGCAGAAGUACAGAGGAAGGGAAACCUCUAGACAGGUCUGAGGGGUAGGGGAGGAGGUAAGGGUGGAGGACAGACAGGGACAGAGAUGACAGCCCUCCUGUCCUUCCAGUUCAUGAGGGGCUGAAAUUGCAGGGAAGCAGAUGGGGGCUUCCUUGCCAUGAUGGGGCGUAGGGGACCAGGUAGUCUCUUGUGUCUCCAAGAAGACAGGCAUCAGAGCUCUGCACGGCAAGAACCAUCGCUGUGAAAAUGAGCUAGGAGGGAGAGGUGUGGGACCUGCCAGCCACCCUAUCACUCUGCCCCAGCAGGUCCCAACAUAGCUGGGGGCCUCUUCUCCAGGGUGAGGGUGAGUGGGAAAAGGUAUAAGGGUAUGGGGUGCCUAGCUACCCGUAGGGUGACCUCACCCCCUUAAUGUUUGUCCCUCUUGACAAGGCUUUCUCUCUGGGACUCCCCUCUGCCCCAAGACGAGGGGACCUUCCCCCAGGCCCCAUGCUCAUAUCACGUGACCUACACCCACCUCUAAGAAUCAGUCUCUUCCCCCCCCCCAGCCUCAGUGCCCCCUCCCCAGAUGCCAGCUGCCCCUGCUGAGUAGCAGGGAGACUAAAGAUGUCCAGAGGGAUGGUCUCCUUUUCCUCCCCUCCUCUUCUGCCAGUCAAGCACAGGGACUGGGGCGGAGGUCCAAGCGAUGAUGGCCACCUCUCCUUCCUGCUUCCCACAUCCCUUCCCCUGCACCCUCCUCAGGAGCUACCAGCCCCCAGGGGCAUGGUAGCCUGGCACCUGGUUUGAGCCCUGCAGAGCUGGGCUCGGGGCCCUGGACUCUGAACCUGUGACCCCUUGCUGUGUACGGAACAUGCCCCCUCCUGGGGGGCCUUGGGCCCUCUCCUUUUCUUCUUUUAGGGGGUAACUUCAUUUAUUUCUCCUCCCUCCAUUCGCCUCUCCCUUCAAUUUUCCUGUUUUAAACCGAAUGGCACGAAAUCGUUUUCCUCACCUUGGAGAUUCCUGUAUGGAGAGAACCAAUUUCUAUAUUUGCAAUAAAUUUCUUAUUUAAAACAA